This is a messenger RNA of Cinara cedri, 19019 nucleotides long. NCBI's taxonomy places the organism in Eukaryota, Metazoa, Arthropoda, Insecta, Hemiptera, Aphididae. The record is from the annotation of a GenBank genome assembly.
AUGAAAUGUACAAUUAACACCAAUUGAAAUAAAUUGUCUUCAAUAUAAUAUUAGUGGACACAUCACCAAUUGUUCCAUAGUUUAAUAUCAUCAAAUAUUACUGAUAUACAAGGUUAGUUUAACCUAAUCUAAAAAGUUCAAUAUUAAUACUUUAUUGAUAGUAUGUAAAUUGUUAUUUAAUAGUUGGUACUUUUUUAAACAAUUAAAAAAAAAAAUACAUUUUUGGUAAUAAUCAUUUCAUUAUUUACCGAACUUCACUAAAAAAAAUAUCCUCAUAAUUAAGAAUAAUAUUAACAAUUGAAUAACUAUACAAUAAAUGAACAGUUAAACAAAUUCACACAAAUAAGAAAAAAUUUGAAUUUCAAAAUGCAUAUUUAACUAGAGGUUCAGAUAAUGGUACCUACCUAAUAAUAUAAGAUUAUAUAAGAACAAGAAUAUAUAAUAUAUAAGAAUCAUAAAAGAUUGAUCAGUACAAGUAUAACGUUAAUGGGAAACUAUUACAUAAAUAAUAUUAUUAUGUAUUUAUCAACAAGUUCCAUGUGGGGGAGGAUCAUAAUACUCCCAUGGUAUUCUCUACCUGUUAUAAGAGGCAACAAAUGUGAUUUUGUCAGGUUUAUGGCUGAUGUAAAAUUCUGUCAAACAGUACGAGAAGUUUUAAAUAAAAAUUUGGCAGAUCUGGAAUUUGUUCUAUCUCGGAUAGGAAUUAUAGGUGAGAGGAAGUAUUAUGGUGCGUUUUGCAGAUUACAUAGCUUUGAUAUGAGAACUAAUUUGUACAGAAGUAUAGGGAAAGGAAUUAAGAGUCAAACAAUAAGCUGUUAUAGGCAAGGUUGAGUUUUAAGUACAAAGGAUCUUUUAUACAAAAGAAUGCUUAUUCUCAUUAGCAUGUGAAACAUAUAUGUAUAUAAAAUUGAUGUUAUAUAUGUAAUUGAUAAUACCUAUAAAUUUGAUUUAUAGAUACUAUACUUAGAAUAAAACACAAAAUUGAAUUUUGCUUUUUUUUGUAUUAUUUUCUAGAUUUAGCAUAUCUACAAGCUGUUACCAUCAAAUUUUUAAAUAUUUUUUUCAUAAGUAUUUUGUAUUUUUAUUAUUUAUUUGUACUAUAUUUGUAUAUAUUUAAUUACAAUUUAGAAUAUUAAAUAAUAUAUAACUUGUUAUAAAAAGUCAUACAUUAAAUAAUACAAACAAAAUAAAACUACUAAGUCUGAUAUAUUUUGUGGGUUUUUGAAAAUAGUUUAAAUGCAUUUCUUGCUUUGUUUAAAAUGUUUUUUUAAAUUUUUUAUAGUUAUAUGAGCUAUAAAUUUCCCAUUCUUUUCAUGAGAUUACAUUGAGAAACAUAAAUAGUAUAUCAUAAUAAAACAUUGUAGUUUUAUUUUUUUAUUUACAUCCCGAAAAUGUCAUUAUUAAUACAGUGGUUAUAAAACUCACUUUGGGACUAACACAAAAUGAGUCAUAUAACUGUAUGAACCUUAUAGGUGUAGUGGAGAAAGCAUAGAAUUUAUUUGGAUAUGUUCAGGCUGUUCCAAGUGAUUUUGAGUCUAAUAAGUGACUGAACCAUAUAUCCAUAAGUCUAAUAAGUGACUUCACUGUAUUAGAUUUCGAUCAACACAUACGCUAUCUAGAAGUUUUGGAUCUGGAAAUAUUAUGACAGGUAACAGGAUUUGGAUUUUAUGAGUGGGUAGAUAAAUAGAUUGAGUAUUAUAAAAUUAAAUAAUGAAAUAUUUUAUUUAUUUAUAGGUUCUGAGCGUGUUUUUUUAUAUUUAAUGAUUAAUAUAGAAGAAACAUUAUUAUGUUUUUAAACAUACAUGAUUAUAAUUUAUAAUAUUAUGGCAUACCAAUACAUAAUAUCUGAUAAACUUAAAAUUAACAUUUUUUCGACUAUGGUCUAAGUAUUAUAAAUUAAUAAGUUUAUUAAAAAAACUGGAGUGUAAAAAAAUAAAAAAAUAAAAUAAAUUUUAAGUAACAAAAAUAUGUAAUUAUAUUAAUAAUAUGUAAUGAUUAUGAUUUUAUCAAUAUAAAACUUAAAUUAUUAAUUCAUAUUAAUAUUUUGGGGGACAAAAUAUGUUUUUUUUUUUUUUUACAAAAAUUCAACAUAACAGAAAUAUUUUAUUUAUUUGAACACAAAUUAGUAGUAUCUAUCUAUCCAUUGUUAUUAUUUAUUUUUGAUUUAAUCAAGCAACAUCAAAUCAUGUUUUGAGCAAUGUCUUUUGACUUAAAAAAAUGAAAUCUGUUUGUUGGAUGAGUCAGUCAAUGAAAUCUUACUCACUUCAAGAUAUACAAAAAAUAUAUGAAUAAUAUAAUAUUAAAUAUUAGUGAACAAAAUUCAUUGCGGAAUGAUGAUAGCUUGACAAUUCUUUAAAAUUACAUAAUUGGUAUGGCAACAUUGAAAAUAUUGUUAAAUGUGAAUUUUAUAUUUUUAUAGAACUUAAAUAUAAAAGGAAUAUUUUAUUUAUAUUUGAACACGAAUCAGUGGCACCUAUAUUAUUGUUAUUAUUGUAUUUGAUUUAAUCUGGCUGCCAUAAAUCGAUAUAUCUUUCUUGUUGGGCACAAACAUUGUCCUUAGAUAGUAAACCUGAAGUCUGUAUGUUCGGCGGAGGUUUAAACGUACUCAUUUCAGCAUCAGUGAAUAUCGGAAAUGAUGGCAGUAAGCGUCCUUCCAUCAUAUUGUGUCUGUCGUUUGAUGGUUUAAAUUUCUUAUAAUACUGUUGUGGCGGAACUUGAGACCUCUUCAUUUUAACACGUGAUUAUAUUCCAGAGUCUGUAUUAGAAAAAUACUAUGCCACUAGUCCACUAUAUCUAAACAAUAAUAUAGUUCUACAGUAAAUCACGAGUGUAAAUUUAAAAUAUUAAUAACAUGAAUAUAAUUACUUACCAGUAGAUAGUUGGGUGAAAAUCCAAAUAAAUUUGGCAGUAAUAAUAUUACAAAAUACCGUUCUACGACGCAAAACUAUAGAAAAAAAAAACGUAUUACAACAUGGCGUGGUGUUAAAAUACUGUAAGCAUCAGAUCGUUCGGCCGCGGUCAUAACUUCGUGUCGAGUUUGGUUUUGUAUUGCAAGGAGAUGAACAACGGUGGUGGUGGUGGUGGUAGAAGUGGCGGCUGUUGCAGCAGUUGCCCAGCGUACCCAGAGCAAAAUAAUGCCGACAUGACGUCAUCAAACAAAUUUGAAAUCGUUUGGAUACUUCUUUAAUUGAAUUAAAUAAUAAAAAAUUUUCAUCACCCGUACUAUGUAUAUACCUAAUAAACUCGUGUACCGAUUUUCGGCCGACAUUUUCGAGAGUUCCCUGUUAUCAAAAUACUGCACGGUCAGCAGUUAUCACAAUUUUCAGAUCCUUUAACCAAGAGUUAGGUUAUAUUAAAGAAAGUGGUACAACGAUAUCGGAUAUUUACUGACAAGUCAAUCAGUUUUUUCCUUUUGUAAUUCGGUGAUUUAUUUGUUGUGCCCAGUUAUUUUAAUUUGUGAAAUUGAUCAAAUACUUUUAUAUGCAGUCACCUACACGUGUACAACUGUUUUAAUAUUAAAUAUAUAAUAUUAUACAUUAUAAUAUUAUCGUUAAUAUCGACAAAAAAUUCCGGUUGGCUUGUCAAAUAUUAUGUGUAAAAUUUAAAGUUUAAUUUUUUUUUUUUUUGAUAUAGGUAGGUAGACACGCAUACGAAACAUGGUAUUUCUAACAUGUACAUGCUGAAUUAUUAACGCGUUUCUUACAAAUAGUUUAUAAAAUUAUUAGACUACGUCAUAUUUUGUCACUCGGACUCUCGUCGCAGUAGUUGCAUUCUCGUUACAAACCAUUUCGUUUAGUUAAUAUGUUUACACUAGGGUCGGCAAUACCCUUACAGGUGAGUUUACCAAGGUUAAUAAAUAUGUAAGCUAGAUUGUUUUUUGCACAUUGUUAAAAUGUUAUCCUUGAAAAUAUGUGGGUUUUUUGUCAUUUGAAUCAAUGUACAUCAAAGUAGUUGUAACCAUUAGGUGUUAUUGCUCGUUAAAUAAUUUUUGUUGCAUUAUUGGGUGUAAAAAUUACAAAAGAUUUUCGACUGCAUUUGUGUAAUGGAUAAUAUUGUUAGAAAUUAUUCCUGUAAGGUUUUAGGUUAUUUGUGAGGGAAGUAGAUAUCAGUGUAUUGUUGUUUUUAUUGAUAUAGGUCAUAUUUAAUAAGUUAGUAUCUAAAAUGUUUCUUGUUAAACAACAUCUACUACCUUAUUUUUGUAUAAUAUCAUUUAAAUUAUAUUGUGCAUAGGACUCAUAAAAACUAAAUUCUUAUUAAUCUAUAAAAUUAUAAAAUUAAUUAGUGAACAAUAUCUAUUUUAGUUUUUGUAUAGCCUACCAAAUGCAACUAAUAUUCAUUGAAAUCUUUUUUUUUCGGAUAUUUUAAGUAAUUUAUUUGAAUAGAAAUAACCAAUAAACAUAAUAAUAUAUUUAUACUGCAAUAAUCAUGAUUGACUAUUAUUCUAUUAUUUUAUCCAAAAGACAAUUUUUCAAUUCACGUGUUUAAUAUAUUGGUAUUGUUGUAUUGCAACGUUAUGUACAAUACCUAUUUUGUGAGUUUUGGAACAAAUGCAGUUUAGCUUCUGUGUUCGUUUUCAUUUUUUUCAAAAAUUAUUGUUUUAGAAUUUAUAACAAUUUAAAUACUGUAUGUAUGUCAAACAAUUUUUCAGUGUCUUAAAACAUAUUUAAAAAUAAAAUGUAAAUGAGUUCUGUAACUUAACUGAAUUUAUACACUUUUUUAAGUGUACCAACCUAUAUUAUUAAUUAUAUAUUUUAUAUUAUCAGGUAGCAGCAGCGUUUCCACUUAGAGUUACUGUUAUUCAAGUUCGGAAGUCAAAUUUGAAACCAAAUAAAACUGAUAUUAAUAACAAAACAAUAGAUCGUGCAUUACCAGACUAUACUAAAUCAGUAAAUUUCAUAUUUCUCAAAUGAUAUUUUAUUAAAACUACAAUUAUCUAAUAAUGUGUUAAAUUAUGUUUCAUUUAUAAUUUAAAACAUUAUCUAUAAUUAAUAUUAGGGAGUAUUAACAUUUUUUAAGUAUAAAUUUGUAUCAAUAUUUUGAUUAAAUUUUUUUAUUUGAGUGUAUUUGUCAAUAUAAUAUAUAUUUAUUAUUUUAUUUUUUAGCUUCUCGUUAAUAUACCUAGUGAACUAGUUGAACAAUAUUUGAUGAGCAGAUCCAUAUAUACAGUUCAGUGUAAGCUGAAAAAACAUCAAAAUCUAAUACGUUUGUUACAAAAAACUGGUAACAAGAAACUGGAACUGAAAUGUCAUCAUGAUGUUUAUGACAUUAAGAAGCACAUUUUAAUGGUAUCAAAUACUCAUGAGUCUGCCAAACAUUUUUUAUAUCGUCCUAGACCUUAUUUCACAGGUAUUUUUAUUAUUUAUGGUAGCCCAAUUACUUAUUUAUGUAAGUCUAUAUAUAUAAUAGUUUUAAUAUUCAUUUUUUUACUUAUUCUUUGAAAGUUAUUUUCAAUUAUUACACUUUAUCUUUCAAUUUUAAUUUUAAUAUUAAGUGAGUGUGUGUGUGUAGAAUGUACAUAGUGAGUAUUUAAUUUUAUAGGUAAACUAAACAUAAUUUUAUAGGUAAACUAAACAUAAUUUAAACUGCAAAUCAUGUACAUAUAAAAUUAUAUCAUGAAUUUAAAAAAAACAUGUAGACAGUAUAGAGAUUAAAAACAAAUGUUUUGAUGUAAAUCUUCUAAUCUAUAUUUUCAAACCGGCAUUUCAAUUGUGACUCAUAAACUUUUUUUGCAUUUAUACACUAAUUUUUUUUUACGCAUUGCUAGUGAAACAAUAUUUGAAUUUACUAGUGCUGUCUUUUCCCAUUAAGGUAAUACAAUUUAAAAUAAAUAUCACCUAAUAAUUUUGUGUUUUAUAAAACAUGUAUUAGUAUAAUCGAUGAUUUCCCACUGAUGCGAUUGCAAUGUGACACGAAAGCAACUAAUCACGAGUGACUGUUAGUAGCUUAAUAAAUGUGACUAAUAAACUUAAAUAAACUUAGUUGAGGCUGUGUUAAAACUUUCUUUUAACAUAUGAUAAAACAAUUGAAAUUUUAUAUUAUCUUGCAUUAAUUCAUUAGCACCAACAGGAUUUUAACAGUUAACAUUAUUUUGUAUGCAUGGAUGUACCCAAUAUCUCCUUUUCUUAAUUUUUACGGUUUUAAUACUAAUAUGCUAUCUAUAACAAAAUUGUCAUCCUCAAAAGGUCAUUUGUUUGCAACUGAGUGAUUCUAGUCACUUAUAGUGUGCAGAACUCAUGACAACAGGUCAUAAGAUUUUUUUUUAAAUCACAUUACGUUGCUUUAGUGGGAGAAUGGCCUAACACAUUAUUAAACUAACUGUUAUUUUUAAAAUCAUGACUUAUAAUUUUUAUUGUUGAGCACAACAAUAAAACACAGUAGUUCUAAGAAAUGAAUUGUGAAUUUAUGACGUAUAUUAUCAUAAUCAUAUUAAAUUUCACUGGUGUUAAAAAAAAUAUCAUAUAAUUUGAAAUAAUAGAUAAUUUAAGGUUUUAACCUAUUGUAGUAUUUAAGAUUUUACAAAUAAAAUGUUAGUAUUUUAAAAUAAUUAUGUGUAUUCAAACAUAAUUAAUUAUUUUAAGUUCAUCAGCGAUUUAAAAAAAACCUACCAAUUAUCGUAGUUUUAGUUUUGUUCCAUUUAGGAUUAAUUUAAAACUAGAAAAUUUACUGAAUGAUAAUUGAGAGCUUGAUUUGAAUUUUGAUAAUGUUAAUAAUAACAAUGUCAUCCUUGAUUCCAUCAUAUCAAUAUUUUAAGUCUAAAUCGACUGUUAUUUAAUAAACACAUUAUUUUUUAAAUUUUGUAAUUUACAUUGCUAAUCAUAUUCAGAAGAGGUUGGCCACAUAAUCAGUCCAAUUCUUCCCUUUUGUUUAAUUUAUUUGUCAAAUUUUGCAAUAAAUGCCCAUCUAUGUAUUGAUCAAUAGGUAUUAUUGAUUAUACCAUUGGUAUAUUAUAUAAAUACAUAAAAACUCUUACUUUUAUACAGUAAAUAUUUUAAAAAUGUUUACAACUGUAAAUAUAUUUUGAUGAAUUAUUUGUAGGUGAUAGAAAAAACUUACCUUUGUAUGAGAAUUAUGAGCAAUCAUAGUAUACUAUAAAGUUGGAUUUUCUCUUGUAUCUUUCUUGUUAUUACAAAUUAUUUUUUUGUACUUUAAUUAAUAUCUCCACAACAUCUAUAUAUUAAAGAACAUUAAAAUAUAUAUUUAGUUAAACAAAAAAAAAAAAAAUAUAAUAACAUACCUAUAAUUUAUGAAUCAUUUGAUAAACCAGAUAAAUCAACUAAUGAUAUAAACAUCCCAUGAAAAGGAAUCAUUAUAUCAUUUAUUUUAAACUCAAUUGUUGCUUGUUUGUUAAAUGAAGUUUCACAGGUAUGGGGCAAUAUAUUAUAUAUUUUAUUUGCAGAUUUGUGCAAAUACAUUUUUAAAAAUAUACAUUCUUCCUGAAAAGUAAUAGUUUAUAUAAAUUUGAUUAGAGAAGUCCAAUGUGCAUCUAUUGAUAAAUUCAAAAAUGUGAUCUAAUGAUUACUGGAUAUGUUUUACUUAAUUAAAACAAUACACAUAACUUCAUUUGCUGUUAUUUUUUUAUAUAAAUAUUCUAUUUUAGUAGAAUUAUAUGUAUAUAUAUAUAUUUUAUGUUCAGCUCAGCUUAAAAUUUGCAAUAUUAUUUUCUGGAUUUUUAUUACACUUUACUGAUAGACAUUCUUAUCAGAUAGCACAAAAGAUAAGGUGAGGCAUGUGUAGGAGUGACACACCUAAUAUUGACUAUACUUUACACAUAAAGUAUAGUAGUAGCUCUAUCCAUUGUAUAUGAUUUAAGCCACUUAGUCGUUUAGAUCCUCUAGCCUCUAGAUCCUUUUGUAUCAUUUAGAUAUUGGGAAUCUAGGCCAUUUAUUCGGUUCUUUCAGGGUUGUAAUAUUUUUGGAAAAAUAAAAUAUAACAUAAUUAAUGUUUGACCAGUUUAUUUUUCUUAUAAUUUAUUUUUCCACUAAAAUUAACAUAAAUAUAAUAUUUUAAUUUAUACAGUUUUUUAUAAUAUGAUUCUAACUGUACAUAAUAUGUUAGCCAGUUUUAGAAAAUAUCUCAUGGAGUACUACCAUAAUAUGCAUUAACAAAUCAAGUUAAUAUUUAUAACUUAUAAAUAAUAUAUAAGUCAUACACAUUACAUCUUUGGAUGAUUUUUGAGAAUUUAAUGUAAAUCUAACUGUUAUUUUACUAAUAGCUUGCAUAGAUCUUUAUUAAAUACUUGAACAUAAAUACCAAAAUACCACAGUAAUACCAGAUUUAUUUAUUGUAGCUAUUUAUUACUCUGCCUUAUAUUCUAAACCUAAUGAAAAAUAUAUUUAAAACAAUAUAAUAUUCAAUAUGUAUAAUUAAAAAAUAUAACAUUAUAAACUACCUACUUGCUAUAAAAUUAAUUUUUUUUUAUAGUAAUGUGUAAUUUAAAUGUUUAAAUAUUUUGUUUCUAUUACCAAUGAGCUAACCUAAAUGUAUGUAAUGUACUUGUUAUUGAUUAUACUCAGUUUAGUCCAUAGAUAUGGUUUAGUAUUUGACCUAUAAACUAAUAGUUAAUAAGUUAGUGGAUAUCCGUUAAAUAAAAAAAUUGUGCUGUCAGAAUUCAAACUUCAAUAAUUGUUUUUAUAAAGAAAGAAGAUAAAUAUUUUGGACGGGAUAUUUUUUGCAACCCAACAUAACUAAAAAAAAAAAAUACACAUUAUAAUAAAACCAAAACAUUCUUUGCUAUGCUCAGAAUCUUAAAUAGUUAUGUGACUUAUUUACUAAAUAUGUAUUAUUAACAUAUAAAAUACUGUUUUUAAUUUUAUAUUUAAAAUUACUAUUAAUCAAGUUUACACAAAAAUAUCAAACAUAAAAUUUAACAAAGAUAAAUUUUCUUUUUCUAUAAAAUGUUAGGCUUUAUGGAUUUUAUUUGUAUGAAUAAUUAUUAAGUAAUCAAUUAAGAUAGACAUAUUUAUUUUUUUUAAUUCAGUACCAGUUCCAUAUUCUUAUGUAUCCUUAGCUCGAUAAGCAAUGUUUCAAUUAUUAACAGUUAUUUAAUUAUUUGAUUUUAGGCAUUCAAGUAAGAAACUUUAAGACUGAGCGUAAUACUACAAAGGAGAAUGAUGAAAAAUAUCUCUCUCGAUUAAAAGAAUUGUUUUCACUCUCUAAAGGGAGUAAUUUGAAAAAUUCUGAUAUAUUUUCUGAUUUGGAUUAUAAUAAAUGGAGAGGUAAUAAUAUGUGAUUUAAAUAUUAUUAUUGACUUUGUUACUAACAAUAUUAUUUUGUGUUUAAACUACAUGUAAUACAGUACAAGUGUACAUCCUGGGUACACAUACUACAAAAGUAUUAAAACACAUAUAUUUUAUAUUUUUACCCCUGUUUUAAAUAUAUAUAUAUUUGCCACUACCCAUAUAGUCUGUUCUGAUGGCUUCAGGAUAAUAUGUGAAUGUCAUGAUGUGUCUCCUAAUUUUACUUACCACAGCUUUUCACUUUAUUAUAAUAAUAAAUUAUCCAGUUUUAUUCAAAUACAUAUAUGUUCAUCCACACAGAUAUUCUCAUGUAUUUGUACUGCAUGGCUCUUAACCCAAUAUAAGUAAAAACAAGUGUAUUUGUGUUGUUUAUUAUACAUGUUGUGAAGAAUUGUAGUUUAAACCAUUCCAUUAUAAUAUUAUAUUGUCAUUAAAAUAUUAAGUGUAAAUUGUAAUUAAAAAUACUGAACUUCCUAUUUCUAAUACUUUUAUUUAUAGAUUUAAUUAAGAAGGAAAAUGUAAGUCCAGAAGAAUUAGAAAGAUUAAAAAUAUCAUUUGCUGAAGGCUAUUUAGUAGCACGUGACCAAAAAGUCACUACUAAAUCUCAAAAAUGGUGGAAAAUUAUUCAGUCUGCAAUUAUAGUUGGAUUGUCCCUUGCUUCAUUGAUUUCUUUAUUUGGUAAUGCAUUAAACUAUCUUAUACAAAUAAUUAAUUCCUACAAUUCUUUAAUAAUAUUAUGUUUUAGCCCUACUGACUGGAACCAUGUUCAAAUUCCAAAUAACUAAUCAAGUUGAAGUUAAUUCAGAAGAAAUUACAGUGACAUUUAAUGAUGUUAAAGGAGUAAGUUAAAUAUUUGUCUAUAUAUAGGUACAAUAGAAAUCAUUUUAGAUCUUCAAGGGGUGUAAGUAAGUAAUAUUAUUAUUAUUGUUGUUAAAACAAAAUUUAAAAUAAAAAAUAUAUAAUGUUUAUACACUCAGUUUCAUAAUUUAAAUCUUUGUAGGAAAACAAUUUCCUCCUCUCCCUUUAGACUAGGCCAUACUCUACCACCAUCUUAUUCCUACAAACAUUUUCUUAAUAACUCCCCUCUUUACACUCUCCACGCCUCCGAUUCAAUUUGUAAUAUUUCCCACAGUCUUUUUCUUUGCCCUACUCUCAUCUCCCAACUAAUGCUCUCUCUACCUUAAUAAAUUCCCAUAAUCUCUCUUUCAAUGUGUAUUCAAUUCUUUCUUCACAUCUUCCUCCUAUGAUCUAUAUCUAUUAUAAAAUUCAUUAAUUAGACUAGUUUUAUAAUUUAAUGUUUUGUAUUCUGUUUUUUUAUUUUUUCAUUAUUAAGUGUUAUAGCUAAUUGUUUUUAACUAAGUUUCAAAAUAAUAAUAAUAAAAAAAUCUUUAUAUAUUAAUUAUUAUCAAAUUUUUCCCCAAAAUUGAGAUUAUUAUACUGUAAUAUCUUGUUAUACUGGGUGAUUCAUAUGUGGGUACAGUGAUUAUCUCGGAAAGUGUUCAAUUUUUCUGGAAUUUGUUUUCUAGAGCAUAUAAGAAACAAGCUGCUUUAUAAUUUUAUGUUUAUAUUAUUUUUGUCACCCUUAUUUUGGGGGUAAAACCAGUAGCUACUUUUGAUUUUUAAGUGGCAACCUAUAUUAAAAAUAUUAUAAAUAGAUGAAGUAUUUUAGCUGAAUAAAUUUGAGUGUUGAAAUUUUUGAUUUUUGUAAAUCUGUUUACGAGAUAUUCCACUUUUAAGUUUAGGUUGAAGGAGAGUUGUGGAGUAUCAUUUGUGUGGCGAUGUGUUAAUAUUUCACCAAGCCAAACUUAACAGUGGAAAAUCUUGUUAACAGCUUAACAGUAAUCAAAAAUGUCAACACCGAAAUUUAUUUUAACUAAUACUCAAUCUAUUUAUGGAAUUUUUAAUAAAAGUAGCUAAUUGAAAAUUUAAAGUAAGUAAUUGUUUAACUCCUAAAAAUAAGGGUGAUAAAAAAUAACACAGAUAUACAAUUAGAGCUGCUUGUUCUUAAAUGUUCUAGAAAACAAAGUCUGGAAAAAUUGUAUACUUUCCAAGAUAAUGAGUGUACCCACCAUAAUGGAUUACCUGGUAUAGUUGCAUAUUUUUUUUUUUUUAGUGAUUUAGUGAGUUCAAACUCAGGAAUUAGAGUUUUUAUUUUAUAGGUGGAGUGAAGUGAUAAAAUUUUGAUAGAACUUCAAAAUUAAUUUUACCAUGCCUGUGUUUUUUCAAUUCCCUUUUUUUAGUUUUGUACACUUCUACAGACUCCCAAAAUGAAGACUUAAUUUUUUGGAUUCAACUAUCUGUUCGCUCCUUAACCAUUUUAUGUUUCCACAAGAAAUGUCAUAUUUAAAUACCCCUACAGAUUUAUAAAAAUAAGUAACUGAGUUAAAAUUUUUAUACAUGUAUAGUAUUUUUGUACCUUUAGAUGGUUUCAACUUUGAACUCCUAUUCAUAUCUAUUUGUACAUUAGCAAAAGUCUCGUAAACCACUUUACUUAUUUUAAUGAAUCUUUAAUUUCAAAGAGGAGAGUAGUAUAGUCUAUGAUAUAAAUAGGAUAAGGGGUAAAUAUUUGGAAUGGGUGUUAAUUUUUUUAAAUAACCAAAAUAAAAACUUUGUUAACUGUAACUAUUUUUGAUGAAUUAUAUAAGAAAUCAAUAUUUUUUUUUUUUGAGGAUUGGGGAACCCUUUUCCUGUGAAUUGUUCAGUGUUAAUCAAAUUUGUUUGAUAUAAUAUACCAUGAUCCUAAUUCUUCAAAUCCAAUAAUUCAAUUAAUUGUGCUUACCAAAACUUUUAUUUAUAUUCUUCUUAAGACUUAUGUCUAUCUAUCUAGAGACAAAUCCAAAUCUAUGUGCAAUAUUGAAAGAUAAUAUUUCUUUUAGAAAUGCCUGGUCUGAUAUUACUAUAGGCAACUGUUCUAAGUUAGAAAGUUGGAAUGGUAGAAUAAUUUAUAUUCAAAAUCCUGAAUGCAAUGAUACAAAAUUAUUUUGUUAAAGCUUCGUUAAAUAUUGAUUAUGUUUAUUAUGUUAAAAAAAAAAUAAAAAUUAUUAAAUUAUUAAAUAUUAUAAUAUUAUUAUUAUUAUGUUAAAUACUGAUUUUUACUCCCUAUCAUUGAAUUGAUACUAUAUUAUGGUGUUUGUUUUUGUUCAUUAGGUGGAUGAAGCUAAACAAGAACUGAAAGAUAUUGUAGAGUUUCUUAAAAAUCCAUCUAAAUUUUCAUCUUUAGGUGGCAAGUUGCCAAAAGGUAUAAAAAAAAAUGUCUAAAGUUUAUUUUAUUUUAUACUUAAUAAUUAAUUAAUUAUUGUAUUAAAGGGGUGUUACUUGUUGGACCACCGGGUACUGGUAAAACACUGUUGGCUCGAGCUGUUGCUGGAGAAGCUGGAGUGCCAUUUUUCCACGCAGCUGGUUCAGAAUUUGAUGAAAUUUUAGUUGGACAAGGCGCUAGAAGAAUACGUGAUCUUUUUAGUAAAUUUAUUUUAAUUUUAUUAAUUAUUAUAGUCUGUUUCAGGAGAGAACGGGCCGCGUGUGCGCAUGUUUUCCCCCUCCACAUAACUUGAUUUCAGCGAAGGCAGCCGAUUGUAAUUUCUUCCAUUUUUGACUAUACACCCCUAGGAUAUUCUGUAGAAAUUCAAUUGUUAUUAUUAUCAGACAUCGUGCAUCGCACAUUUAUUUACCUUUGCUGUUUUAUAACCUCUUGAUAAUUUUUCAAAUUGUAAACUAUCGUAUAUACCUUCUAUAAUAAUCCAGACUUUGUUUUUUUUGUAUACAUAUUUAUUUAUUUAAUAUUUUAUUGAACACUGUAGGUAUAAUACAGAGUUAUAUAUUUAAUAAAUAAUAAAUAAUUAUAUUAAAACAUUUAAUUUUUUUUCGUUAAAAUUACAAUUUAUCAUUUUUGUCAUAUUUAUAUUUUAUUUUAUUUUUGAUAAAAUUACAAAUUUAUAAUACUAAUUAUUCGUCAUAUUUACAUAAUUUUUUUAAAAUAAUUAAAAAACUGAGAAAAAAGUAAAAAUUAUCAAAGGUACAAAAAGCAAACGCUGUAAAAAUGAUGUGUGCCUACACCACGGCAAUUGGCGAUAAACAGUGGACUAUUGACAGUCAACAGUGCAUUAUUUGAAACUCAGUGUACAACAACUGCACCACUUCUGCAGUCGCCGUUGCAGCGCUGUCGAUAGAUCCGGGAGUGGAUAAAUGGAUAGUGUUUCGGUGUGGGGAUGCACAGUAGCGAUUCGAUUUGGUCGGAGAGCGGCCCGUUUUCUCUAUAGAUCAGAUAUAAAAACUCAUGAUACUUUCUUCUUAAUUUUAUUAUUUACAAACAAUUUAUAAUAUCAAUUUUGUAAUUAAAUUUUUUUUUUUGUAUAUUUAAUUAACAUAAUAUUUAAUUUUAGAAGCGGCAAAAGAAAGAUCUCCUUGUGUAGUGUUUAUCGAUGAAAUCGAUUCUGUGGGUGCAAAAAGAACAAAUUCGGUUUUACAUCCCUAUGCUAACCAAACAAUAAAUCAAUUACUUACUGAAAUGGAUGGGUACAAUUUCAAAUCAAAUUUAUAUGGAUGUAUUAUUGAUUAGUAAAUAUUUGUUCCCAUUUAGAUUUCAUCAAAAUCAGAACAUUAUUGUACUUGGGGCUACUAAUAGACGUGAAGAUUUAGACAGAGCAUUACUUCGUCCAGGUCGCUUUGAUAUUGAAGUUGAUGUAAUAAAUAAGUGAUAGGAAAUUUAUGAAAUUUUCAAAAUUAUUAAUUUAAUAAAUAAAACUUAAUUUUUAGGUUCCACUUCCAGACUAUGUAGGACGUAAACAAAUAUUGGAGUUGUAUCUUAAAAAAAUAAUGUGUAAAGGCAUUGAUAUUGAUAUAUUGUCUAGAGGAACUAGUGGAUUUACAGGUGCUGAUAUUGAAAAUAUGAUUAACCAAGCAGCUGUUAAAGCUGCAAGCGAUGGGGAAAAAACUGUUACUAUGAAAUAUUUAGAAAUUUCUAGGGACAAAAUAUUAAUGGGUAAUUUAGCUGUUUAGUUAUUUAAUAUUUUAUAGUUUAUAGGAAAAAUUAAGCAAAUUAAAAAUUGUAGGUCCGGAAAAGAAGACAAAAAUUCCUGAUGAUGAAGCAAAUAAAAUAACUGCAUAUCACGAAGGUGGUCAUGCAAUUGUUGCGUAUUUUACCAAAGAUUCUCAUCCACUUCAUAAAGUCACCAUAAUGCCUCGAGGAGCAUCAUUAGGUCAUGUAAGAAUUAUUUCAUUUUUAAUUAAGUUUUGUUAAAACUUUUAUUUUUUUUUUAACAAAUGUAAAUGAUUUUUUAGAAAAUUUAAAUUAUUAUGUAUUAAUCUAUUUUUGGAUAGACGGCAUACAUACCAGCAAAAGAAGAAUAUCAUAUAACAAAAUCUAGAAUGUUAGCUAUAAUGGAUACAAUGAUGGGCGGACGUGCAGCAGAAGAAAUAAUAUUUGGUCCAGACAAAGUUACAUCUGGAGCUUCAAAUGAUUUAAAAGUAGGUUUUCUUGUUACAAUUAUAAUUUAAAUUAUACGUUCUUUAUAGUUCUUUAUCCUUCUUUAUCAUUGAAUUGGCUAACUAAUAUUGAUAACAAUUGAUUGUAAAACUGAAUUAUAUCUAAGAAAUAAUAAAAUAUUAUUAUUCCCAUAUUGGUAUAUUUUUAGUACAAUUUUUAAGAAAAUGCCAUUUAUUUGAAGUUUUUUUUCUAAUAUUUUAGAUUCUGAUUGUAGUGAAUCUAAUGUAUUGAUUUUACUAAGAUAUUUAUUUUUUUUAUUUUUUUUUUUUACCUUGGAUACAAAAAUUUGUCCAUAAAUCUUACUCAGAUAUAUAUGUGGCACCAUUUCUGAAAGGGAAUGUUGUCCAGAUAGUACUUUUGCGAGGUCAUUUUUUUAUUUUCCAAGCAAUUUUCAUAAUACCUGGAAAAAUGGGAAAUGUACAAAAUUAAUACUAUUAUUAUUUUAUUAAUUUUGUUAUUUGUUGUAACUCGGUUAAAAAUAUUUUUAGAGACUUGAAAUUUGGACAGAAAAAUUAUAAUUGCCUUUUCUAGAUGUGGUAUAAUUAAGCUUUUUAUAGACAUUUUAAUUUUACAAGUUUUGUAUAUAAUUUUUAUUUGGUAGAUACUCUGUGGUAAAAUUGUUGGACUUGAACAGAAAUGCUUUAAAAUUUAACAGGAGGUUUAUUAAGAGUAUAAUUUGUAGAAAAAAAAUGAGUUAAACGUAGUAUUUUUUUUAUAGAGGAAAUUUAAUUAAAAAUUUUGAUGAAAAUCUUUUGAGUAAAAAAUUAUGUGGAACAAAUCUAAUUUUUCAAUUUUUGUUUUUUGAACUUAUAUAUUAUAUUGCCGAUUUAAGAACGAUGGUGAAGUCAGAAUUGAGCGGACUGACUAAGUUUUGAAAUUACAGCUUUUUGAAGUUCAGAUAUUAUAUGUUAUGUUGAAUUAUUCUAUAUUGUAUACUCUUUAAUAUGUUUGUUAUAGCCAAAGUACCACCUAGUAGUCAUGCUAGGAGUCCUCAGUAAAACAUGUGUUUUGAAAAAAAAAAUGUUGCACUUUUUUUCCCUUUUACCUAAACAGAGGCAAACCAAAUGCAUUUUAGGUGUAUCUAGAGACUCAGCUAUCUUGCUUGGACUAUUUUAAUCGAAAAAUACCUUUCAUUUGCUGUGCAAACUUAUAAUGUGCACCAUAAUAUGACAUAGAUUUUGUUGAAAGUGCAUCUACUGAACUCUGAUCAGAAUCUUUUUUUUGUAAGCAAUGGUUUAUCAUUGCUUAAAGAUAUUCAUUAAAUUUCUGUAUCUUAACUUCCUAACUUCCUACAGCAGCUCACCCACAUGAAAAGUAUGUUUAUCUUUUUUUUUUGAUAAAAAUAAUAAUAACUUUAAAGCAACAAUAAAAUAUCUACACAUUAUUUUACAAAAUAAUUUUUUAAACAUUUCAGUACUCCCUAUAAGCUUUAUGUUUGUGCUGGAAGUGCACUUCUUAUCAACAUAUAUUUACAAUAAAUAUCAAAAUUGAUCAUUAGUUAAUAUCAUGCACAAUAAUCUUUAAGAGAUCAAGUUGUGUAGUUAUUUCCUUAAUUUUGAGUCUCAGAGGUGAAUUGGUUGACCACUUCUUGCCUCAUCUUCAACACUUUAUCAACCCAAAUUAAAUUUUGUACACUUAACCAAUACACUUUUUAGAGACAUUAUGUAUGAGUUAUUUUUCUUUAAAUUUUAGACUGGGAAACCUUUUGAAAAAUUAAAUGGGACUUUUUCUUUUGUGCAACUUAAAUAUUGUCUUUUCAUGUUUAUAAUUACAUAGCUGAGAGAAUAUUAAAUUCUAAAAGUCAUAACACAUAUAAUAUGUUAUUUGUUACCUAAAUUAUCAAUUCUGGAAAUUUUCAACUGAUAUGGUCCAUUGUUUAUACCAAAAAUUACCUCAUACUUUAUUUAUCAAACUACCUACAUAUAACUACAAUAUUUUAAUGUAUAUCUUAAGGAUUAAUAAUUUUUUUUUUUCAUUUAGCAUGCAACAAAUAUUGCGACCAGAAUGGUAAAAGAACUUGGCAUGUCUGAAAAAGUUGGACUCCGAACUCAUGAAUCUCAGACUAAUGAAUUAAUGAGUUUUAAUGAGUAUAGUCCAGCUACAAAUGAACUUAUCGAUAAUGAAAUAAAAAAAAUAAUGCAGGUAAAUAAUUCUGAAAAUCAAGAUAAUUCAUUAAAAAUAUAUCCAGAGUAAUAGGUUUAUUCAAAAACUAAAAGUUCUAUGAGUUAAUCACACAAUAAUCAUAUUGUUAUGCAAUUUCUAAUUUGUUAAUAAUAUUGAUAGAAAGAAAUUUAAGUAAUCAAGUAAAGUGUUUAUAAGAUAGCAAUGGUUCGCUGAUCACAGGUUAAAAUGAUAUUUUGGACUACUUCCAACAACUCCUUAAUUAAAGAUCCCACCGAGUGGUUUGUCUAGAGAGAGGUAGAAUCCAAUGAGAUUGAUUACCUUCCUUCAUCCAGAAUUGAGAUAAUACAAAAAAUUAAAAGGUUGAAAAAUCAUAAAACCACUGGUGAAGUACAAUAUUAAAAAAUUUGGUUGAAGACACUAUAUAAGAAAUAUAUGACGUAAUAUAAAUGGUCUGGACAGAAGAAAAAUUUCUGAUUGGAUUGAAGAAUUGCAUUGGUGUAUUCAGUACAUAAAAAAAACAAACACUAGAUUGCAAUAAUUAUAGGGAAAAUAUUAUAUUUUUAUACUGCAUUCUAGACAGAAUUAAACCUAUUUCUAAAGAUUCUGGGAAACUACCAAGGAGGAUUUAGACCAAACAAAUCAACUAUAAACCACACCUUUAUUACAAAACAAGUUUUAAAAAAAAAAAUGUAGGAUUACAAUAAUGUGUAUGAUUCUACUAUACAUAGGCAGAGUCUAUUGAGUAUAUUGUAAGAAUUCAAUUUCCCAAUAAAAUUAAUCAAUCUCAUUAAAACUAGUUUGGAAAAAUCUGAGAUAAAAAUACCAUGUUCUAUAUUUCAACUGUUUAAAUUAGUCAUUGGUUUGAGACAAUGCAAUGCUCUCUCCUAAUUCUUUUCAAUCUAGUGAUGGAAAAAGUAGUUAGAGAUAUGAAUAUAUCAGGAGGUCUUACAUUAAGUCAAUCAAAAAUAUGCAGAUGGUAUUGCCAUCUUAAGAGACAACAUGGAUAUAGUGAAAGAAUUUUGUAAGAAACUAAUGGAAGCUGUGUUUUAAGUCAGUUUCAUUUUAAAUUAUGAAAAAUUAGAAUACACGAAACUUAGCAAAGGAGAUAAGAUUAAUCAACAGGGAGAGAGUAUAGAAAAAGGACAUAUCUUUUACAGAGUACCUACCACAGUUUAAAUACUUCGAAGUUCUUUUAACUCAGGAAAACGAGUUAAAAACAGAAAUAUCCAUAAGAAUACAAUUAACAAACAAGUUUUUUUUUGGACCGGCGCUCUAAUAAAUACAGAUCGAAUUAUAUAAACUUUAAAAUUAAAAGGUAUAUAACAUUAAUUUGUCCCAUCAUUCUAUGUGGAUUGGAAAUAUAAACAUUAAGACAGAAGAAGUAAGACGAGACAUUUUUGAAAGAAAGGUACUUAGACAAAUCCAUGGCCCUUUUUUUAACCCUAGAACCGGUGAAUGGAGAACCAAUGUAUGUUUCAAAAACCAUGUGUAUGGAGGGAUGUCUCAAAAAGAAGGUUAAUGUGGGCCAAGUAUGCCUGGAGGCAAAAUUGCGCAUUGAUAGAAGCAGUAAUUAAGGAAGACCCGUUAGGAAAAAGAUAGCUAGGAGAUCUCUCCUUAGAUGGGAAGACUGUAUAAAGAGAGCUGUUAAAGCAGAAGACCCAAGAAUCAAUUAGAGAAAAGUAACUGAGGACAGAGAGAGAUAGAGGAGAAUUUAAAGUUUUUUUUAUGGUCUUAAUGACUGAUAACCUCCCCUAAAAAAAUAAAAAAAUAAAUAUAAAUAAAUAAAAUAAAUUAGUACUGCUAUGAAAUUAAUUUGAAUAUGCAAAUUAUUAGGUAAAAUAAUAUUUCAAUAUUGUAAUUUUAUUGAUUUAAAUAGGUUUCAAAUAGUUAGAAUAUAUGUAUUAUAAAUUAAUAACUAUACUAUUAUAGUGUUAUUAUUUAUUUAUUUGUUUCUUUUAUUAUCUAUAGUAUGUUUCAAUAUUAAAAUUAUUUUAGGAUUCCUAUGAACGUGCAAAAAGCAUCCUGAAUGUGCAUCAUAAAGAACAUAAACUUCUGGCUGAAGCAUUACUUAAAUACGAAACAUUGGACGCUGAAGACAUUAAAGCUCUUUUAAGUAAAAAAACAUAAGUUUAUUUCCCACUUAAAUAAUAUUAAAUUUGUAUGUCCUACCUUUUAAU